CACACACACAGAGAGAAACGCCGUAGAGACGGACCGAAGUCUGAUUGGCCCAGCGUCCCGCCAAUCAGCAAUAUGUUCACGUUCCUCUGCCGCUGACGUCACGGGGCAGGGCACCGCCCCCUGUGCAGUUAAAGCCGUUCCGUCUGUUUGUCGCCGGGAAAAAACUGAACAUUGCACUUUUGUCCAUAAGAGGGAGUCAAGUUUCUUAUACGCAGGUUUCGCCCACUUUCACAACAGAGCUCCACUGACCGGAGAGGGGGGAAUAUUGCUUGACAACGAUUAUUUUUCUCCCAUCGUGGCUGUUGGAAACUCAUAUCUGCGGUCGGAUAGUCGGUGUGUCGGUCAGUCCACCCUUCAGCCUCCAACCCGCAACUUUGCCUCUUCGCUGCUGCUGAAGAACGAGCGGGUUCAUGAUCACCAGGAAGCUCCCGAUUUUUUUGGAUUAACUCGCAGGCGACGAUAUAUAAAUAUAUAUUUUUUUCUUUUACUCUUUUUUGUGUGUUUGUUUUCUUGCAACGGAGAGACUUUUUUUUUCUCGGUGAAAAUGUUGUGGAAAUUAGCCGACAACGUGAAAUAUGAGGAUGACUGUGAGGAAAGGCACGAUGGAAGCAGCAACGGGAACCCCCGGCUGCCUCACCUGCCGGCGGUCAGCCAGCACCUCUACAGCCCGUCUCCCUCCCUCUCACACUCGGCCAGUUCGGACUUCCAGCCCCCGUACUUUCCUCCUCCCUACCAGCCCAUCUCCUACCCGCAGUCCAGCGACCCCUACUCCCACCUCGGCGACCCCUUCAACAUCAACUCCAUACACCAGUCGCCGUCGUCGAACCAGCAGCAGCCGUGGCCCGGCCGCCAGGGCCAGGAGGGGCUCGGCGCGCACAGGAGCGGCCUGGCGAGUCAGAUCCUGGGCCUGGAGGGAGGCUCGUCCGGGGUGAGGAGGGAAGGUUUCCGCCGGCCGGAGCUCCUGCCGCCCCACACGCACAGCCUGGAGUCGUCGGUUCUGGGUGAUAAUAUGGGGAUGCACGACAUGGGCCACGGACUGGAGGAUGUUCAACAUGUAGAUGACCACAGUAUUAUUAUGGCAGAUCAGACAGUCAUCAAAAAAGUAUUAGGACUACGAGGUGGCAGGAACCUUGAUCGCUUACAGAGGACUUAUUAUCAGGGGGGCAUUCUUGCGGGACCUGUCACUCUACCUAAAGGCAACGCACUGGGCCUUCCCUUCCAGAAAGAGUCCCUGCUGGGCAUGGUAUCGAAUCCCACGGAGGUGUUUUGCUCCGUACCCGGCCGCCUUUCCCUGCUGAGCUCCACGUCCAAGUACAAGGUUACCGUGGCAGAAGUCCAGAGACGUUUGUCACCCCCAGAGUGCCUCAACGCAUCACUUCUGGGAGGCGUUUUGCGCAGAGCCAAGUCGAAAAAUGGAGGUCGUUCUCUGAGGGAAAAGUUGGAUAAAAUUGGGCUCAACCUGCCAGCAGGAAGAAGGAAGGCCGCCAACGUAACUCUACUUACCUCACUCGUAGAAGGUGAAGCAGUUCAUUUAGCAAGAGACUUUGGUUAUGUGUGUGAGACUGAGUUCCCUGCAAAGGCAAUUGCUGAAUACCUGGGUAGACCGCAUGUAGAGCGCAACGAGGUUAACUCUCGCAAAAACAUGCUCCUUGCUGCCAAACAAAUCUGCAAAGAGUUCACAGACCUGCUCACUCAGGACCGUUCACCUUUGGGAAACUCUCGACCUGCACCCAUCUUGGAGCCUGGAAUCCAAGGCUGCCUGACUCACUUCAGCCUCAUCACUCAUGGCUUCGGCUCGCCGGCCAUCUGCGCCGCCAUGACCUCGCUUCAGAACUACCUGAACGAGGCACUCAAACAAGUGGACAAGAUGUACCUGAGCUCUGGUAGCGACACCCAGGGCUCCUCAGACAGUGGGAGCAAAUCUACUGACAAAAUGGACAAGCACAGGAAAUGAGAGCUCAAAGGAGAAUCCCUAUGAACUUCAGAACCCCCCCGAGUCCCUAAAUCUAGCCGCCCUGUCUGUCCCCUUUUUUUGGACUUUUAAAAAAAAAAAAUCAAUAUUUAGUAUUGUCAUUUUGAGAGCUGAAUUUGUGUGUGAGUGUAUACGUGUGCUUGCUAUGUAAAUUUCUAUUUUUGAGAAGUUGAGUUUUUUUGUCAGCUUGUCUCAGAUCGCUGCGAAUCUGUCAGUGCUGGCACCAGUGGUGAAUGCUGUGGACUGGUCUUAAUGGGAGCCCACUCUAUGAUAGGUCCUAUGGUCCUACAACCAUAGCACCUAUCAUAUCUUCUCUCGCUGGAUGUGCUCAGACAGUUACACCAGUUAGUUACAGUUGUCAGUUUUGUGUCCUGUACUUGCAAACCUUUGAACCAGCUCGUCCAUCAGAGACAAGACACUGCUGUGUGUCCCUUAACUCCUGGUGGUUCAUUGAGUGUACAGCCUGACCUUCUGUCAGCAGGUGGUGAGGCCGUGAGACUAGACUGUCAUCUUCUUUCAGUAUGAACAGCUUUAGAGCAUAGGUUCACAGUUUUUAAGCUUGCCUUUAAACAACUCUUUUGUGCACGUAAAGAACAAUGAUUUAACCGUUCUGUUGUUGAGAAGAGGGGAAAAAAAACAAAGUGCAUUCUGUGUUUUGUUUUUUUUUCUCCGUAGAGGACAUCAUUUCAAGAUGAGUUGCUGUGGCUGUGAAUUCCUCUCAGCUUUCCCCCUCCUGCUCUGUCUGGAGGCAAAUCCACUGAUUUCCUGUGUCUCAAUGGACUUGCAAAGGACAAUUUUUUUGUGUGUGUGUGAGAGAGAGAAAAGAAAAUCCGCUUCAUUUUCUUGACUUUUUUUGUGCUUGAUUUGUACAACAACUUCAAAAUGGCUCCAGUGUUAUUGUGCUUUGUUUGUUGGAGAUGAUUUGAAUCUUGCGUCGGCCUGGAGAAACGAUUCCUGGGUCGUCAGUUUGUGCUAGGUCAGAAAGCAGAGACUUCAAAGUUGCUCUGAUGGAAACCUCUUCAGUGUUCACGUGGAUUACAGGCAACAGUCGCACUUCCACUGUUGCUUUAUCUUUUAAACAUGGCAGUGAGAAUAGAAUAUUUCUGUGAAGAAGGUAGUCAUUAUCCUUAGUAUUUAAAAACCACAUGUUACCAUCGACCGACCAAACAAGCUCAGUCCUGCCAGACUGUGUGUAUGUAUGUUGUGAGAAUGUGUGUAAAUGUACAUAUUUCUUUCUUUUAAAAAAAAUGUUUUUAAUUAGACAUUAAAUUCCAAACAUAGAAUUUUAUCCAGUGUCUUGUCCUGGAUGUAAAUAUUUUCUAAUUUAUGUUGUAAUUUAAUGGGCUUGUGUAAAUAAUGGUAUCAUCUGGUGUACGGUUUAACUUUUUAUGAUGACGUGUUCAACUUUUAUAAAUGGGUUAGUUUUUUAUCGAGUAGAGGUUAGGAAGUGGGCAUGAUAUACAUUUUUUUGAAAAUAUGUUUUAAAAAAAACUGUUCUAAAGUUUCAGGAAAAAUAAAAUGAAAGCCUCAAGCCUGA
Messenger RNA from Acanthochromis polyacanthus (spiny chromis), 3509 nucleotides. It is a transcript of the gene tfap2c, whose product is annotated as transcription factor AP-2 gamma (activating enhancer binding protein 2 gamma). NCBI's taxonomy places the organism in Eukaryota, Metazoa, Chordata, Actinopteri, Pomacentridae. The coding region runs from base 545 to 1954 and encodes 469 amino acids. The transcript is spliced from 8 exons. Gene Ontology annotation, molecular function: RNA polymerase II transcription regulatory region sequence-specific DNA binding; DNA-binding transcription factor activity, RNA polymerase II-specific. The record is from RefSeq and is a predicted model, not a curated record. Gene Ontology annotation, biological process: regulation of cell population proliferation; anatomical structure development; regulation of transcription by RNA polymerase II. Gene Ontology annotation, cellular component: nucleus.